This is a messenger RNA of Oryzias melastigma (Indian medaka), 3668 nucleotides long. RefSeq names its product regulatory factor X, 1b (influences HLA class II expression) (gene rfx1b). Lineage: Eukaryota; Metazoa; Chordata; Actinopteri; Beloniformes; Adrianichthyidae. The record is from RefSeq and is a predicted model, not a curated record. Gene Ontology annotation, biological process: regulation of transcription by RNA polymerase II. Bases 312 to 2816 code for a protein of 834 amino acids. Gene Ontology annotation, cellular component: nucleus. The transcript is spliced from 18 exons. Gene Ontology annotation, molecular function: DNA-binding transcription factor activity, RNA polymerase II-specific; RNA polymerase II cis-regulatory region sequence-specific DNA binding.
UGGCCUGGGCGCCCGUGAAACAGACAGACGUGUGACUCUUCCAAUCAGCGAGCCACUUCUCUGAUGACGUAGCACCCGCCUCCCCUUUCGACCAAUCGGACGAGGGGAAGGGUCCGCGGAUUCGGGAGAGGGUAGCAACAGUUGCCCCGGUGAAGGCGAGGCGCCAUAGCCACGGUAGUCGUGGUGACAAGAACCAAGCAACUGGAGUCAACAACAACAACAAUCUCCAACACCUGAGGAAAUACAACCAAACCACAACAAAGAGUAGAGCUCGGAAACUCAGAUCACUUGUCUCCAAAGCGUUAGUUGCUAUGGCAACUUGUAGUUACUCUGAUGACCUGCAGCCUCAGCAGGUUGAUGCUGUAACCAUAGCAACACCUGCCACCACCACACCCUCAUCUGCAAAGACCACACAUUUCCUGUCUGAGGUCUUGCCAACUUCUGGAGCCAUUUCUGCCACUAUCCAGUCGGCCACCAUCUCAAAGACCAGACAGGAUGCACUUUGUUCUCAAGCUGCACCCACACAGGCCCGCAGCCAAAAGGCAGUCGUGUUGGCAACUCCCACACAGCCGUACGUGAACCGGGAAGUCCAGCACUCUGUGGUCCAGAAAAGCAACGGGCAGAGCAGCCCGUCUCAGUACAUCAUAGUAACAGUUACAGAGAGCUCCGCUCGCUCCAACGACAGUCUGUCGGACUCUAGCCAGUCGGCCCCCCAUGUUCCGCCGCAGGCUGUCCAACCUCUGCAACCGCCCCAGCAGAGGUCAGUGCUGCAGGCGGCGUCACAGCCAGCCAAGAGGAUUCAGAUGAGCAACCUGCAGUCGGUGCAUGUUAGCCAGGAGGUGGAGCAUGUGUAUUCUGGUCAGGUGCAGUAUGUGGAUGGAGCAGGAGAUUCGUCGUUCCCCGCCUCCACCAUUCGGUCCAGCAGCUACCCUUUCUCCGACCCGGUCAUCUUCCCUCAGACCAGUCCCACUUCCUCUUCCAACUUUUAUGAGACCACGCCCAGUCCAGGGUCAGACAUGAGCGGCUCUGUGACCGCACAGCCUAUUGCUGUGGCAACAGCCGGAGCCGGUGGUGGUGCUGCUGCAGGUGGAGGGGAGUAUGCGCUAUCCGUAGGCUACGUAAUAGGAGGUGAAGCAGUAGCCGGCGGAGGAAGUCAGAGUUACGGCAGCCCCAACUCUCGAGCCCCACCUGCUACUGUCCAAUGGCUGUGUGAAAACUAUGAGGGGGCCGAGGGCGUCAGUUUACCCCGCUGCACCCUCUAUUACCACUACCUGCUGCACUGCCAGGAGCAGAAGCUGGAACCCGUCAACGCUGCUUCCUUUGGGAAACUCAUCAGAUCAGUCUUUGUGGGACUGCGGACCCGGAGACUGGGGACCAGAGGAAACUCCAAGUACCACUACUAUGGCCUGAGGAUCAAAUCUGGCUCUCCUCUGCUCAGACUGAUGGACGAGCAGCAGCACAUGGCCAUGAGGCAGCAGCCGUUCUCACAGAAGAGCAGGAUCAAACCCGUUCAGAAAGCUCCAGGGAUCUCCAAUGGGAUCUCAGGUGGGCUAGGCCAGCUACCGCCAGGAGCACCUGGAGAUAUUUCCACUCAGGUGCAGCAGUACCAGCAGUUCCUAGAGACCUCCAGGUCUUUACCAGAGUUUGUGGACAUUGAUCUGCAAGGUCACACUUUGCCAGACGGGAUCCAGUUGGAGCACCUGAAGGUCUUUCAGGAUCUGUACAGAGAGCACUGCGAGGCUGUUCUGGACGUCAUGAUCAACCUGCAGUUCAACGUCGUGGAGAUGCUCUGGAAAUCCUUCUGGAGGUUUAGCGAGAGCAACAAUCCAGAAUCACCUGACCAGCCCAACGAUUCUGAGAACUGUUUGCCCAAAUCCUUGCUGGUGCUGCUCUGCAAGUUUGAGCCUGUGCUACUCUGGACCAAGCGGUGUGACAACCUGCUGUACCAGGCGCUGGUGGACGCCCUCAUCCCUGACGUGCUCAGACCUAUCCCCAGUGCCUUAACCCAGGCCAUACGCAACUUUGCCAAGAGUCUGGAGAGUUGGCUGACUGGAGCCAUGAUGAACAUCCCGGAGGAGAUGGUUCGCAUCAAGGUGGUGUGCAUCAGCUCCUUCUCCCAGACGCUGCGGCGCUACACCAGCCUGAACCACCUGGCCCAGGCUGCCCGGGCCGUCCUCCAGAACUCGGCUCAGAUCAACCAAAUGCUCUCUGACCUCAACAGAGUCGACUUCAGUAAUGUGCAGGAGCAGGCGUCCUGGGUGUGUCAGUGUGAGGACGACGUGGUGCGGCGUCUGGAGCAGGACUUCAAAGCCACGCUGCAGCAGCACAACUCUCUGGAACAGUGGGCCUCCUGGUUGGACUCCGUGGUGUCUCAGGUCCUGAAGCCCUACGAGCAGAACCCUACUGCUCUGUCCAAAGCUGCCAAAGUUUUUCUGCUGAACUGGUCAUUCUACAGCUCCAUGGUCAUCAGGGACCUGACUCUACGCAGCGCUGCUAGCUUUGGCUCCUUUCACCUGAUCCGGUUGCUGUACGACGAGUACAUGUACUUCCUGGUGGAGCACCGGGUGGCCCAGGCCAAAGGAGAGACGCCCGUCGCUGUGAUGGCAGAGUUUUCCAGCUCUACUAAGAGCCGGAGCUCCCCGGAUCUGGAUAAAGAGGAGGACGAGGAGGAGGAGGAGGAGAGCGAGGAGGAGAGCGCAGAGAUGGUGCUGCCAUCCAGCUCCCUCGGAGUGUGUGAGGAGCCGCCUCCAGCCAAGCAGGCCAGGACGAGUCUAAGUCUGCACACGCUCACCGACUCCCACAGCUCCGUGCACUAGCUGUGCACCAACACUGCGCACGUGGUGGUUCUCCUUAAAGACUGUUUCUGUUUUGCCUUCACGCUGCAAGAAUGCAGAACAUUCCCAGAAUGUUUAGUCGGGAGUUAAAUGAACUUCCUCAGGUUCUCUGGGAUUAAAGGAAAACAUCCACAGUGGAGGUCAUAAGUGUUUGAUCGUUUGCUGAUUUUGUAUGGUUGUCCUAUUAAAAACAAAUGGACAGUCUGUCAUCCUAAUGGUAGGUUCAUCUGAACAGUGAGAGAAAAUCAAGAAAUUGAAUUUAUGUACAUAAAUAUUUUCCCUUUUCCUGGAAAGACUUAUUAGCUGCACAGAGGUUUCUUGUAGUGUUUAUGAUCUUUGAUUUACUGUCAUUUUUUUAAUUGUUAACAUGGUCAACGUAAUUCCAGUAGAUUCUGAAGAAGAAAAGCGGCUCGUUGAGCCGCUUUUCUUCUUCAGAAUCUACUGGAAUUACGUUGAUUGUGUUAAAAAGCUACAGUAUGUUAAAAAUGUUGUAUUUAAGCAUCACUGACCUCUAACCUUGAAUGGUUACAGGGGGAUCAAAUACGUAUUUCCCUCAAAGAAAGGCAAAAAUAAACUUUCUAAAGUGGAUUUCGUUGCGAUUUCCCAUCUCACUGUUCAAAUGAACCUACGUUUCUAAGAAAAUUCGACUGAAAAUCGGAAUGAUUUGGUCAAAGUUAGUUACUAAUGCAGUUCAGUGUAGCCUGAAGAAUAUCUAUGACCCCCCCUCACCUGCCUUAACCACUGAGCGGACUGCAGAGGGAGGGGCGUCUCUCAUUCUGUGCCUUUCUGAGGUUUCCAGCCUAAAAUAAAAUCUGAGUUGAGUCGGUUCUGACA